Messenger RNA from Rotaria sp. Silwood1, 486 nucleotides. Lineage: Eukaryota; Metazoa; Rotifera; Eurotatoria; Philodinida; Philodinidae. The record is from the annotation of a GenBank genome assembly.
AUGCGCGCUCGUUUAUAUCUACAUGGCGAUGGUAAUGCUCGUCGUACACAUUUGUUACUCUUUUUUGUACUCAUGCGAGGUGAACAUGAUGGGCUCUUGAAGUUUCCGUUCAACUACAAGGUCACAUUUUGUUUGUAUGACCAAACUCCGGCACAACGACAUAUCAUCGAUUCGUUUCGGCCUGAUAUUAAAUCCAAUAGUUUUCAACGACCACGCUCUGAUAUGAAUAUCGCGAGUGGUAUACCGAAGUUUUUUCCUUUGACAAUGAUUGAACAAGAUGGAAAUCCUUAUGUUCGAGAUGAUACAAUGUUCAUCAAAAUAAUGGUCGACUUCGGCGAUAUAUCGAAAACAUUGUUGCCAUACGCUGUAAGUCUUAAUCCUGGUCUGCCAACUUAUAUUCAGCAAAUCAUGAUUAAACAGGAAGCAGAGAGACGGGCUCAACAAACUUCUACUUCACCAGAUUUAUUACGACAGCAUACUGAAUAA